AACUCCACUUCACAACCUCAUCAACACAUCGCAGCUCGCCAGCCUAAUCGCCGGCGCGUUCUUCCAAUCAAAAGUGAGAUCACCAACAACACCACAUCACAUACUCUCCGUCUCCCAUGAGCGUCUCGGCUUUCCCUCAAGCCGACGCCGACUUUGAGUCCUUCAUCGAUGAAGAUGCUGUCGGAGACUCGUCAUCAACGCCCUCGGAGGCUGCGACGACAUCCUUCACCUCGUCUGUCGAGAGUGGUAUCCACCAAACCAUGUCCCUGCCCAACACCCCAAAGCUUGCUUCGGGUUUGAGCUUAUCGCAGCCCAUGGGAUCGUCCCUCCACAACCUUAGCUUCGAUUGGGAGGACGAGCAGCAGCAUCGCGGAUCAGGCCUCGACGCGUCCCUCGUCCCUUCGCAAUCGGCUUGGCGCAAACCUCUCGACGACAGCUUCAAUCUGCCUGCUCAACCUCAUCACGCUGGAGCUCACCAGCGAUCCAUGUCAUUGAGCAUGCACGAUGUUGCGCCUCAGUUUCUCGACGACCUUCGGGCUCAACAGCCUGCGCCCUUCUUCCCAGCUUACCCUCAUCAGCCCUUCGUCAAAAUGGAGCCCGAUACCUACGGCCAUCCUUUCCCCGCGAUGAAUGCGAACUUGCCUGCUGAGAUGGGUCCCGCUCUUGCGCCCCCUCUAGUGCCAGCUCCUGCAUCUGCACCUGAUGCCAUGGAGACGGACGGCACCACGCCUCCACAGGAGAAGAAGCGUAAAAUCGAUCCUGUGCCCAAGCCAAAGAAGGCGUCGAAGAAGAAGAGCACGGCUGCCGCCACUGCUGCUGCUGCCACCGCCGCUGCCGCUAAUUCCAGUGGCCCUGUCGACGCAGCCAACAACAAGUCGGAGCCAGCUACAACCACUACCGACGGCAACAAUACGGCCGAGCCUGCGCAGAAAGAAGAGGCGUCUACGGACAGCACCAGCAACGAGGCAGACACUACCGCUGCAGAUGCGUCAGUCGCCUCCGCAGAGGACGGCGCAGCCCACUCCUCUGCCACCGACGGCGCUGCUUCUCCAGAGCGAGCAUCAUCACCCACCUCUGGUCGCAAGCCGGCUGCCAAGUCGAAGAAACCUCCUCCGUCAGCCAGUCAAGUCACCGAGUCUGGAAAGCCGUUCCCAGUCAUCGACACUUCUGCGACUCACUCGAGCCUCUUCAUCCCUCCUGACACAUCUGGACUCACCAAGCGCGAGGCUCGACUAGUCAAGAACCGCGCCGCUGCCUUCCUCUCACGCCAGCGCAAGCGUGAGCAAUUCGAGAUGCUCGAGAAGCAAUGCAAGAGCAUCUGUCGGUUGACGUGGAAGAUGUGGGAGUCGAUCGCUGGAACAGAGGCUGGCGUAGACCGUAUUGACGAGUCGGCCAUGGCUGCUAUCCUCACGGGCGAGUGCCCCGACGUGCGCGACUGCCUUGAGCAGAUCAUCAACAACAAGGGAGCGUCCAUCGCGCCUACGGAGGAGUCCAUCGCCAACGGCACGCACAGCACCCUUAGCGACAGCUCGCGCCAAAAUGCCGAGUCUCGCUCCUCGCCCGCCGCCAGUACCAAGAGCGGCGGCGGUGCAGGGUCCAAGCGCGAGCGGGAGGAGGGCAACUCGACUUCAGAGCAGCAGACAACCAUCGACCAGCUGCGAGCCCAGCUUCAGGCUGCCGAGCAGCGCGAGUCUGCCUUGCAGGCCGCUCUUGUUGAAGCUCGAGCCCAUGUACCCCCGCCUGUGCCCUUCGGCCCAGCUCCGUACCCUGGAAUGGCACCACCGCCGCACGGCAUGCCCUCGUUCGGGCCUCACGAGCCGCAAGAUGCUCUUUACUAUCCCUGGGCGGCUCAUCAUCCGCAGCAGCGCAUCUUUCGCGACAACAGCGGCCUCUCGCUAACCGUUGCGCCUCAGAUGUCAGCAAAGGACGUCGACAUGGCCUCAACUCCCACAGUGGAGCAGGGGCCGCUGACGGAGCAGGCUGCUGCUGCUGCUGCUAGCUCUGCCCCUGCCUCCAUGAGAGUCAAUCCCGGUCCUGCGCCGGAGAGCAGCCAAUCAACAUCCUCCGCAUCCUCUUCGGCCGCUGUUGCCGCUCCUGCUUCAGCAUCCUCGAAGAAGACGACAGGCAGCAUGGCCUUGAUGGCAUUGCUGGCUGGCUUUGCAUUGUUCGGAUCGGGAGGAGUGCAAUCGGCCGAUGCUCCACGCAUGGGCAUCACAAGACUGGGGCCGAUGAGCGGGUGCGUUACGGCGAGGAGGCAGAGGGGAAGGCAUGCUUGAAGCAACGAAUACUGAUCUGACUCCUCCCCGUCUACUCUUCUCCUGCUUGCAGAGCCAGCGCAUCCAUCGGCUCUCUAUUCGACCCCC
Jaminaea rosea is the source of this 2363-nucleotide messenger RNA. RefSeq lists its product as hypothetical. The transcript has a single exon. Lineage: Eukaryota; Fungi; Basidiomycota; Exobasidiomycetes; Microstromatales. Bases 117 to 2276 code for a protein of 719 amino acids. Gene Ontology annotation, molecular function: DNA-binding transcription factor activity. The record is from RefSeq and is a predicted model, not a curated record. Gene Ontology annotation, biological process: regulation of DNA-templated transcription.